Cygnus atratus (black swan) is the source of this 1605-nucleotide messenger RNA. RefSeq names its product apolipoprotein B mRNA editing enzyme catalytic polypeptide like 4 (gene APOBEC4). Lineage: Eukaryota; Metazoa; Chordata; Aves; Anseriformes; Anatidae. The record is from RefSeq and is a predicted model, not a curated record.
AUGGUGGCACCUCAAUCCCUAGAAGGUGCAGAGUCAUUGUUCAACAGGAGAGUGGAGAAGUCCAAAGAACUCUUUUUUACAACCCUAGGCUGGCACCACUGCAAUCUGGGUCUGCUGAGAGAAGAGAAUGGGGAGAAACAAGCCAUGGAAAGGCUGCUCUCUGCUAAUCACAACCACCUGAUGGCACUGCUUCGGCAAAUUCUGUACAAUGAGUCUCUGUCCCUGUCAUGGAGGGAUAUCCUUGUACCUGUGGUCUGUCAGGUAGUUCAAACUGUACGUCCUGACGUCAAGAACAGAGAUGAUGACAUAGAUAUCUGCCAGCCACAUCAAAAGAAUAAGCUUCAGACAGUGGAUAUUCCUGGUGGAAAGAAUCUUGACUCCAUGGUGAUGAAUGGAUUUGUUUGCACCAAGAACGUUGCACACAGAAAGCUCAGAGAUUCUAGUGAAGGGAGGAGAAAAAGCUUCCCUUAUGCAUAUAUAGCAAAAUAUCAUUUCCACCCCUAUCAUUCCAGAAGGAGCACCAGCUAUGUAGCAAGUGAACAGGGAGAUCUUUCGACAGAACAUGAAUCCAGGGGAGAAACAAUUUUCCAAGAAUAUCUGACACACCAAGGGACAGUAGUAAAGCCCCAUAGCUGGCAGACACAGAACCAAAUAUGUGCUGUGUCCUACCACAUGUGGACAGAUGAAGAAGAAAGAGUCCUUUACGCAGAAUUUCACCAGGCCUUUGGAUUCCAACAUCUUCUCUUCUACGAGCUGCGGAGCUUCUCAGGCACAGUAGUCCAAAAAGGCCAUUCUACGAACUGUACAGACCAAGACAGCCACCCAGAAUCUAUGCUCUUCAAGGUGGAUGGUUAUCUGGAUUCACUGACAUGUGCCCACGAAAACACGGGACACAUAAUCGUCUACUCAAAUUACCCUUCUUGUAAUGAGGCUUACCACUGCUGCGUAAGAAAGAUCAAUCACUUCUUGCUAAAGUACCCCAAAGUCGCACUCUGCCUCUGUUUCUCUCAGCUUCAUCAUGCCGAGGGCAGCUUCGCCACCACUGCAUGGCACUGCCAAGCUCUGUGGAGCCUUUCCAGCCUGCGGCCUCAGGUGACACUGCCCCCACUGCCGGCGGGGACGUGGUGUCACCUCCUUUCCAGUUUCAUCUACAGCAUCCCUGGGUCAACGCUUUAUCAGCCAGCUACACCACCAGGAACCUCAAAAGAACAUAAUCCACAUCGAAUCAACAACUUAACAGUAACAGAACCAUAUUUUAGGAAAGCAUGUCCACAAGCAAUGCAGGGAAAGCCUGCUGUGCAGCAAAACUUAAAGACCUUUUCUUUUUCUAGCCCUGCCUUCCAAAAGCCUUUACAAGUGAUGAAAGGCAGUCUGCCACCUCUGAUGUCUCAAAGCCACUUGGUGCUUUUCCCAGCAUUGUUUCUGCCCUCUCAGAGGGAACAUCUAUACCCCAGACCUAAAAAUAUUGUACGGCAUUUAAAAAUGCCAAAUGAAUUAUUCAAUGAAACUAGUAAUUAUGAAACAUUUCCAAGCAGCAGAGCAGCAGACACCUAUGCUGAAGAUGACAGAAUUCAAACCACUUUCAGGUCAGAAAACCUGGACUGA